AUCAAGCACCUAGGCAUGCAGACUGCUUCUACAAAUAUUUGUGAAAGAAUGGGUCGCUCUCAAGAGCUCAGUGAAUUCAAGCAUGGUACCAUGAUAAGUUGCCACCUGUGCAAUAAGUCCAUCCGUGAAAUUUCCUCGCUGCUAAAUAUUCCACAGUCAACUGUUUGUGGUAUUAUAACAAGGUGGAAGCAAGUGGGAACAACAGUAACUCAGCCACAAACUGGUAGGACACGUAAAAAGUGUGUAGAAGUUGCCGACUGUCUGCAGAGUCAAUUGCUAAAGACCUCUAAACUUCAUGUGGCUUUCAUACUAGCACCACAGUGCAUAGAGAGCUUCAUGGAAAGGGUUUACAUGGCUGAGGAGCUGAAUCCAAGCCCUACAUCACCAAGUGCAAUGCAAAGCACCAGAUGCAGUCAUAGCAGUGUAGACGUGUUCUGUGGAGUGAUGAAUCACGCUUCUCUGUCUGGCAAUCCGAUGUGUCUGGGUUCGGUGGUUGCUAGUGUGCCAAGUGUAAAG
Staurois parvus is the source of this 516-nucleotide messenger RNA. Lineage: Eukaryota; Metazoa; Chordata; Amphibia; Anura; Ranidae. The record is from the annotation of a GenBank genome assembly.